AUGGGCAUUCCAAAUAACAUAAUCGAGGAUUUCAAGCUAUGCCACGGUUUACUGUUUGAUCAAAUUGGUGUGCGUCUUGCCCAUAAGUGUGCGGUUCAAGCGAAUUGGUCCAUCGAGGAAUCACCAAAGGCAAGACCCGCUGUACAGCUUAUAAAGACUCACAGAAUACAAGAUACCUUUAUAUACGAAAAUAACCUUACACUUGAUAAAGAGGGACCCCUCUUUAAUCCCCCGAAAGCAUUUUCUCGUUUUAAAGAAAACAACCCUCUGUAUGAAAGGACGCUCGAUAAGGCGGUUAUCUUCCGAAUAGACAAAGAACUAUGGAAUAUCAAUAUUACACGUGAUGAUAUCAAACCGACUGAUGAAUUUGUUGAAGCAAUAAAGAAAGCGAUUGAACAUAAGACACCGCAUAGAGCAUUGGACGAUGUAUUCUCUGAAUACGGAUAUUGGUUGAAUUGCAAAUUUAAAGUGGGCAGCAGGUUACAACGCUUUACUCAACUUGAACCUGGACAAGACCAUCAUCCCAAGGAUGUUGAAUUACGUCAAACAGAAUGGAUAGGCGAGUUUAUUUUCAAAGAUGGCGAAAAUAUUCUAUUCAACGAAAUCCACGAUGAAUGGUCAAAGGGAAUACGUCCGUUUAAGGGCAGCUACUUACUUUCAGCUGACGAUUCCGUAGUAAGAACCGGGGAAAUCAGCGCAUGGUUAAAAUAUAGCCCGAGAGUAUCUAACCAAUGGAGUGUAAUUGAAAGAGCCGAUUUUGUUCCAACUUAUAAAUUUUUAGAUGAAUCAUUAAUUGCCAACAUCGAAAUGUUAUUCAGUGAUGAAACAGAAAUACUCAUGAUUGGAGAAUCACCGAUAGACUAUCGGUGUCCUGAUCUUUGUCAAGUCAGGUUCUCUCAACCGCUAUUGAGCAAUGCAUAUAAAGUUCAUGGGGAAGUCUACAGCCAAGGGGAAAGAUGCGAUGUAGAUAUAACGCUAUAUUCUGCCAGCAUUUAUGGAUUUUUUCUCGAAAUUGAAUGGCCUGAAUUUCCGAGAAGCUUUGAGACUGUGAAAACGAGUCUUCUUCUAGUUGCUCAGCAUGUCCCACUCAUUGGGGAGGUCGCCAACGUAGCGGGGCAGAUUCUCGAUAUGAUGCAGGAGGCCCACCAUAACAAGGCGAUAUGCAAAACUAUUUACGACAUUGUUUUAUCCAACAUGGCUUUUCUAGGAUCAUUGGAUAAAGAAGAAUACAGCAACAACAAGUCACUUGAGGAUUUUUUGAGAGAUGUCUACCUUCCGACUCUGACUGAGAUUGCGAAAACGAUCGAAAAGAAAAAGUCGCCUCUUGAAUUU
Messenger RNA from Paraglomus brasilianum, 1332 nucleotides. NCBI's taxonomy places the organism in Eukaryota, Fungi, Glomeromycota, Glomeromycetes, Paraglomerales, Paraglomeraceae. The record is from the annotation of a GenBank genome assembly.